GCGUCUUCCCCUUCCAACGGGCUGCUGGAGCUUCGGCCGGAGGCGGCGCUCCCUUGGCUGGCAAGAAGACGCGGGAAUGGACGCGAUGGAGCCGGGCUCGCUCUUGCUGGACGUGGCCAACUGGAGCACCAUCGCGGCCUGCCUGGUGCUCAAGUUGCCCCAGGGAGCCGCUUUGGUGGCCGCCCGGUCCGCCCGAGGAGUCAGCUUGGGAAGUUUAGUGCUGGAGCUCGCCGGUUUCCUUGUCUGCCUGAGAUACAUGAGUUACUACCGUCAUCCUCCACUAACAUAUAUAGAAUACCCCCUCAUGAUUGUGCAAGAUAUCAUUCUUUGCCUGCUUGUUCUGCAUUUCAAUGGCAAAAUGAAGCAUGCUUUGCCUUACACAGUCAUAUUUGUGGCAGGAUGGUAUGCUCUAACGCUGCAAGAAUGGAUACUGGACUUGAGCAUGAACCUGAGCACGGUGGUCAGCGCCGCAAGUAAACUCGUUCAGCUCCGGUGUCUUUGGCAGACUAGAGAUUCUGAACAAGUGAGUGCCACAACUUGGGGAUUAGCCAUAUACACCUGUGCAGCAAGAAUAUUUACAACAUUAAUGACUACGAAGGAUUCUACAGUUCUGAUCCGUUUUGUUGUCAUGAUGGCUCUUAAUAUUUGGGUCAUCACUACUAUAUUGGAAUACCGGAAGGCUAAGAAGCAAGACUAAGAUGCCGAUCCUCCCCCUUUUAAAACAACGUGGACUAAAAUUAAGACAUUCCAUUAAAUGAGAGCUGAUGUUUACCUAUUUUACGCGUACCUAACAUUCAGUGCCAAUACCUCAGAUGCAUUAUGAUGUUUAUGCUUACUGUUUGUAAAAAUAAUUGGCUGGAUGAACAAAGGGUUUCAUUUUUUAUGAACAGAUUGCAUAACAGACUUCUCAAACGGGGUGAUUUUUAUUUGUUGGUUUAUCUCCAUGGACAAUCCCACUCUUCUAACUCAGUAGGACCAACAACAGUUGCAAACCAACAAGAAAACAAAUGUUUUAUAUAUAUUGAAUUGCUGGAUUUUCAGAACUGCGUUUCUGGCAACUGUGGGGUUUUUUCCAUUAAGAUAAAAUUUAUCUUAUCUUUAUAAACCAGCCUAUCCAGGAAAUCUUUCUCUGAUUUCCUCAUGCUAAACGGCCCUCUAAAUCUUCAUCUUAAAAAAGACCUGUGUAUUUUAUUUAGUUAAGGGCAUUUCAAAAGAGCUUCAACUACCAAAAAAAAAAAAAAUGAAUUCUUUUAUUUCAAUUCCUGCAUUUUAAAUAUGUUAAACUUGAUACUUUGCUUGGGUCUAAUUUUUUUGAACCAAAUUUGUAUUGCUAUUUUGAGUAGCUGUUAACUGUUAUACUUUGGUUUCAAAUAUAGACAAAUACACAAAACCUGAAGAACAUCAACAAUAUUUCAGCAAUUGUUUGAACUUGGUUUAGUGUCCCUCUAAGUUUCGAGAAGUAUAAAUGUAUCAUCAGAACUUAAUUCUGAAAGUUCCUUUAGCAAUAAAAAACGGGGGCAUUUAAAAAAAAUAGUAAAGCUCUGUGUCUAUUCUUUGAACUAAGUAUGCAGCUUUCUGCAAUUAAACUUAAUUAAAGAAAUAAAGUGCUUUUGU
Thamnophis elegans (Western terrestrial garter snake) is the source of this 1614-nucleotide messenger RNA. It is a transcript of the gene SLC66A3, whose product is annotated as solute carrier family 66 member 3. The transcript is spliced from 7 exons. Bases 77 to 697 code for a protein of 206 amino acids. The record is from RefSeq and is a predicted model, not a curated record. Lineage: Eukaryota; Metazoa; Chordata; Lepidosauria; Squamata; Natricidae.